AUGACGUCGCCCUACCACGCAGCGGCGCGAGAAAAGCGCGCCGCCGAACGUGAUUCAGACGAGAGAAACGUCAACUCUGGACGCGUCCCCCGCGGCUCCUCUUCCAGCAGAGGACCUCAACAGCUUCCCCUACACUCUGUUCCCAUCGGAACAGAAGGCCACGGUCAUCAUCCUAACCACCACCCACCGGCCCCAAAAUCAUGGUUCCCGGUUCGCGAAGAAGGCGAGAGUGGCCGAUCCGGCAUCCACCCGUGGCACUUCCUCCGCAUCGUGUUCCGCUCGUCCUCGCUGGCGUCUCGUAUCGUCAACGUGCUAUGGCCCGUGGUGCCCGCUGCCAUUGCCCUCAGAUAUGCCGCCCCUGAGCAGGAUCUGGCGAUAUUCAUUUUGGCGUACAUUGCCAUGGUGCCUUGUGCGAACUUGGUUGGGUUUGCGGGACAGAAUUUGGCAAAGAAGGUGCCGCAUGUUUUUGGUGUGUUGGCCGAGACGACUUUUGGUUCACUCGUCGAGAUUAUUAUGUUUAUAGUCCUGAUAAAACGGUACGACCCUAAAGCACCGGUGGAUACGACGCAGGUUAUUAGGGCUGCGAUCCUAGGUUCGAUCCUUGCUACGAUGCUUUUCUGUCUGGGCUUCUGCUUCAUUGCCGCUGGUUUCAAGCGGGAGGAGACGCAUUUCAGCGAAAUUGUUAGUGAAGCCGGUAGCGGGUUGCUGUUGACUGCUGGAUUCGGCCUAGCCGUUCCUACAGCCUUCUUCAACGCCCUCUAUGGCCGCUACGACACGGACGAGCUCAGGCGCAAAACCCUCGAAAUUUCGCGUAGCACCGCUGUCUUGCUCAUCAUCGCCUAUCUCGUGUACGUCUUUUUCCAGAUGCGCACCCAUCACGGUAUCUACGACGCUAUCUUCGAGGCCGACGCCGAGCGCGAUGACGACAAGCAUAAGGAGCUUCGACAUCAUCGCCUGACUCUUUUCGAGUCUGUUAUAGGCUUGGCUGUGGGCGUCGCCCUUAUCACGAUCAUUGCCAUCAUGCUCGUCGACAGGAUUCACUUCCUAGUCGAGAAGCGCCACGUCUCCGAUGCCUUCCUCGGUUUGAUCAUGAUUCCACUUGUCGAAAAGGCCGCGGAGCACUUGACGGCCGUAGACGAAGCGUACGACAACCAGAUGAACAUCGCCCUAUCGACGGUACUGGGCUCAACGCUACAGACGGCCCUGUUCAACGGCCCUCUUGUGGUGAUUAUCGGCUGGGGAAUGGACAAGCCCAUGGGCUUCAAUUUUGAGCUGUUCGACCUGGUUAUGCUGAUCCUCGCCAUCUUGACAGUCGGAAACUUCUUGAGGGACCAGAAGAGUAAUUACCUGGAGGGUGUGUUGUGCGUGAUCGUUUAUGUCGCCAUCGGCGUGGCGGCAGCUCACUACCCGAACCCUCACGAUCUCCAUGAGGCGUUUCCGAUGCCGAACGCGUCUCCUGCUCCAACGACGAGUGGAUCGGAGGGUGCUCAUCAUUAA
Molecule: messenger RNA, 1497 nt
Organism: Neurospora tetraspora
Lineage: Eukaryota; Fungi; Ascomycota; Sordariomycetes; Sordariales; Sordariaceae
Exons: 3
Coding region: 1-1497 (498 amino acids)
Biological process (GO): calcium ion transmembrane transport; intracellular calcium ion homeostasis
Cellular component (GO): fungal-type vacuole membrane
Molecular function (GO): calcium:proton antiporter activity
Source: RefSeq, a predicted model, not a curated record